AUGUUGACAAAGAAAAGAAAGCUUCUGGAGUUUGAAACUUUAGUAUUAACUGAGGAAAGUAGUGCAAGAGUCCAAAACAAAUUGCUUCCUAAAUUGAAGGAUUCAGGGAGUUUUACUUCAACAAUUUCAAUUGGAAAUUCCUAUUUAAUUAAUGCAUUGUGUGAUACUAGUGCUAGUAUCAAUUUAGUGUCGUAUUCUGUUUAUAGGGAAUUGAGACUAGGUAAAGUCAACUCAACAACAAUAACGCUAAAACUAACUGAUAAAAUAAUCGCAAGACCACGUAGAAAAGUUGAGGAUGUAUUCGUAAAAGCAGGAAAUUUCAUAUUUCCUGUGGAUUUCAUCAUAUUGGACAUACUAGAAGAUCGAGAUAUUUCAGUUAUAUUGGGUUGGCAAUUCUUGGCAAUGGAACGAACCCUUAUUGACAUGGAGAAGGGAAAAAUAAUCUUGAGGGUGGAGGACAAGCAGGAGAGAUUCAAUAUUUACACUCAAUGUGAGAAACCUCCCAAUAAAAAUGAUUGCUCUAGAAGUGAUGAAGAAGAGCCACCUGAUCAACGAAACUGUCAGAAAGAAUACUAA
Olea europaea var. sylvestris is the source of this 576-nucleotide messenger RNA. RefSeq lists its product as uncharacterized. Lineage: Eukaryota; Viridiplantae; Streptophyta; Magnoliopsida; Lamiales; Oleaceae. Bases 1 to 576 code for a protein of 191 amino acids. The transcript has a single exon. The record is from RefSeq and is a predicted model, not a curated record.